CUGCACAGUGAGAGAACACUGUGUCUCUGCUGAGCUGAGCUCUGCAGGCACAGGGACCCUCAUCUUCCUGAAGCAUCUGUAGGGCCUGAGUGACCACUGUCCAUGGGGAGGACCCACAGGGAGGUGAUAAUGGCUGGGAUGAGGGGGAAGAAGACCCUGUUGGGAAGCUCUGACCUGGAAGGACAUGCCCUGGGUCACCUCACCUGCAAGGGGUGUCUCAGGAGGCUGCAGAUCAAUUAGCUGCUUGAUGUUGGAAACAACAACCAGGCUUCUGUGAAGACACUGUUCCUCUUCUUGUGGGGCUGCUGAUGUGAUAUCACCAAGACAAGUAGGGACAGCCUCCCGCUGGCCACACCCAGUCCAUCUCUCUGUUCUGAGGACUCUGUGGUCUCUUCAUUUUGAACAGCCAGAACCAGAGAGGAGAUACCAUGGCCCGUACCUUCACGGCCCUGCUCUGCCUUGGGCUGAACGUGGGCCUGAGGACCCCAGUGCAGGCAGGGACCCUCCCCAAACCCACCCUCUGGGCUGAGACAGGCUCUGUGACCCUGUUGCAGAGCUCUGUGACCAUCUGGUGUCAGGGGCCCAUGCAGGCCCAGAGGUUCCAUCUGCAUAAAGAGGGAAGUGGAAUAUCCUUGGAAAGACAGAAGCUACUGGAACCCAGUGACAAGGCCAAUUUCUCCUUCACACACACUACAGAGUAUGAUGCAGGGAGAUAUCAAUGCUCCUAUCUCAGCCCUAGUGGCUGGUCAGAGCUCAGCGACCCCCUGGAGCUGGUGGUGACAGGCGUCUACAGCAAACCUAGCCUCUCAGCCCUUCCCAGCCCUGUUGUGACCUCAGGAGAGAAUGUGACUCUCAAAUGUCACUCAGAUGAGGGAUUUGGCAAGUUUGUUCUGACUAAGGAAGGAGAAGACAGGCUCUCCUGGACCCUGGACUCAGAGCAAGGCGCCAGUGGGCAGUUCCAGGCCCUGUUCCCUGUGGGCCCCAUGAUCCCCAGACAGAGCGGGACUUUCAGAUGCUAUGGUUAUUACAGGAGCAAACCUCUGGUGUGGUCACCACCCAGCGAUCCUCUGGUGUUCCAGAUCUCAGGUAGGGAGCCUCAGUCCUCACCUCUCUCUGUCCUUGAUUUGGUUAAGGGUCUUGCCCAGAAUAGCCCCAAUCUAGGACAAGAGUGAGGGGAAGUCCACCCAUUCAGGGACCCACCUUUCAGAGGGAUGGAGCACAGAGGGCCCUUCCAUCCCUGCCCCUUCCUCAGGUCCAUCACUGGAUUCUCCAAGUGUGUGGAACAAGGACCUUGCUAGGGACCCACGGCAGACACAGGAGAUGAGUAUGAGCAAAUAAAACAUCUCCUGGUAGGAGAGGGAUGCUUUACACAU
Phyllostomus discolor (pale spear-nosed bat) is the source of this 1373-nucleotide messenger RNA. Its product is annotated as leukocyte immunoglobulin-like receptor subfamily A member 6. NCBI's taxonomy places the organism in Eukaryota, Metazoa, Chordata, Mammalia, Chiroptera, Phyllostomidae. The coding region runs from base 429 to 1172 and encodes 247 amino acids. The record is from RefSeq and is a predicted model, not a curated record. Gene Ontology annotation, biological process: cytokine-mediated signaling pathway. Gene Ontology annotation, molecular function: inhibitory MHC class I receptor activity. The transcript is spliced from 4 exons.